GGAGCAGAACGAUUCUUAAGAAAUGGCCGAGGAGACAACCGAGGUAAUCGCGUGAACAUGAAUGAACUGCCUUUUAACAUCAGGACCAUUGUUGCAGCAGCAAGGCGUGCCAAUCUUCUUCCGUCCAGAAACGGAACUAGAGUUAGGAAUAGAACACCUCCAAUAGUUGUUCUUCGUUCGCCAAACAGAGGAUUUCAACAAUCCAGAAGAAUAGCUACAGUCGGAGGUUUGGGAAGGGGCCAGAACGGAAAUCAAGACACACAAGCAAAUUCUGAUCCAGAUUCUGGAGGAGAAACUAUUAAGCAAAGGACUGUGAAUAUCGAAGUCAAUGUACAAAGUCCAGACACACCUUCACCAAGUCCCACGCCUCAAAACCCGAACCCAACAGCCACAAACCCUGGAAUGUUGAACCCGACGAUGGCAAAUCAACAACCUGGAUUUAUGAACAGUAUGGGUCCAGUUGGUGGUAUCAAUCCUUUUCCAAAUCAAAGACAGCAACCUGGAAUGGAUAUAAUGAAUGGGUUUAAUAGGUUUAACCCACCCAAUUCCAGAAAUAGUAUUGAAAAUAAUAACAGACCAUCAGAUGACAGAAGUUCAAGUUCAUCAAAUUCAGGUGGUGGAAAUAUUAAUAUUGGACUUGGAAUUGGAGUUGGCUCUUCAAAUCCAGUUGUGCCUCCAAAACCUGCUUCCACAAAUACACCUUCUUCACAGUUCGGUGGUGUACAAAACGUUGCUCAAAAUGUACAACCAACUCCGCCUAAUCCUUUCCCACAAGGUUUUAAUGAUCAGCAAGGAGGAACGAGUUCAUUUGAUCCGAUGGGUUUUUCAGGGGUACCCCAAACUGGAUUUCCCGGCAGUCCACAAACUGGAUUUCCCGGAAGUCCACAAACAGCCUUCCCCGGUAGUCCACAAAAUUCUUUUUCUACAAACGAUCAAUCUGCCUUUCCACCCAGUCAGAUCAGUUUUCCUUCAAAUCCACAAACUGGCUUCCCACCAAACAAUAAAUUUCAGACAAAUACGAACAACCCCUCUGUCCCUACACUCCAAAGAUUCGAUCAACAGCCUCCCUCUCUCCCCGGAGCUGUAUCUUCCAGCAACUCUAUGCCUUGGAAUCCUUUUCCGUCGAAUGCUGGAAACUUUGGACAAGACACAGGUUCUUUAGCAAACACUAAUACCUUAAUAAACAAUAACCAAAAUAAUUUAUUUGCUAACAAUAUGCAGCGAUCAAAUGUUAAUGGCAUGCAAGGACAAAGAAAUUCAUUUCAGCAAUCAAUUGGCAUGGUUCAACCAAAUCAGUUUAAUGCAAUGCCACCUCAACAGUUUAAUAAUCUUACAUCUAACCAGAAUUUUGCUAGUUCUCAAUUGCUUAAUUCUCAAACUUCAACAGGAUCUAUUGGAUCGGCUGUUGGUGGUUUUGGCGGAGUGCAAAAUCCAAGUUUUCUUCAAAAUGCUGGAAACUCUUUCCAACAAGGAUCAUUAAUGGGAGGUGAUCCUACAAUUGGUGAACCGAUGAUAAUUGAUAAUGGAGGACGGACAACUGUUGUUGUGGAUAAUAUAACAUUCACCGGCGUUCUUCCACCAGGACCACCUGUGAUAAAGACACAAGUGAUAAAUGGAAAAGGCUCGGUGCAUUUAAAUCCAUUAGUUUCUUCUGGGGCAGCUACAGAUUCAUUCGGAAGAAAUUUCCCAACACAGUUGCAGUUCACAAAUCCAAAUGACUUGAAUUCAAUAAAUCAGAACUUCCCAUUGAGUGCAGAAAAUAACCAAAUAUUUCCAAAUCAACAAUUAUUAGGAAUUCAAGCAACACAAGGUACUAAAAGUCCAGUUGAACCCCAAAUGAACCAAGAUACCUCUUUCGCGACUCCUACUUCAAUAUUUGUUAAUACCUCCGGUCUUCUCAAUCUCACCAAACCUCAAGGAAAUAUCGACAUGUCAUUAUUAUCAAAUAACUCUACUCUUGUAGCACUUAAUGCAACUAACCAACAGCAAAUGAUAGAUAUUUCGAUACCCCUUAAUACUAAUCCCAUAGUAGCAACUAGCAAUAAUAUAGGAACAGCAUUUUCGGGGAGUAAUGUAGCCGUAGCUUUGGGUAAAGGUACAUCCUCAGGCAACGUGUUGCCGUCUGGAACCAACGUAACUGGAACAGAGGGAACAGGACCAAUUGAUGCACAUAGACACAUAGGUGAACAUCUAUUAGUUGCCACAAGUUCCAUUUCUAUGCAACCACAGGCCUUUAUGACAUCAACCCUCCCGAGUGUAGACUUGCAAGGUUUAUCCACCACAAAGCCAACCAAUAUCAUUGUGAAUGAUCCACAACUCCAAGUUGUGAAUAAUAUCCCCCAAGACAUUGGAAUGUCUUCUAUAGUUGGAGGAAUUCCUAAAGAAAUUUCCUCUACCGUUACUGGUGGUAUUUCUGAAGGAGUAUCAUUAACAAAAACUGGAAACAUCCCAACAGGAUUGUCUUCUACGAUAACUGAAAACGUACCAAUAAAAUCUUCACCAGUCAGUGAAAAUAUCCUUACUGGAAUCUCGUCUUCACUAACUGGAAAUGUCACUGAUCGAGUAGGUCAAAUCCAAGGUGAUAUUUUACAGGCAAAGGUUCCACAAGUAACUGAUAAUGUUCCAACUUCUGCAGAGCUCAAUCCAAUAAAAAGUAAUCCGUUGUUAGAAUUGCAACGCCAACAACAAAUUCUACAGAUGCAUAGAUUGGCACUUUUAAGAAGAAGAGAGGAACAACUCAAUACAUUAAGAAAACAAUUGCUUCAAAUUGAAUUAACAGGCAACAAGAGACAACCAGUGCAACGGACCCCUUUGACUCCAGUGAAAACAAAAGACAUGAGGAUUUUAGAAAACCUCAAACCAGCAGCUACGGCCCCAAAGACCACUGCAUCAUCAACAGUCGCCUUUAUGAAUGUGGAUUCAUUGAGAUCUCUCAUAGAAGAAAUUCUUCAUGGUUUCUUCAAGAAGCAGAAUAUUCUUACGGGAUUGGCUGUUCCCUCGAGUGGAAGUGCAGCUGUUGUAGACACAUCCAAAAGCAUUUCGCCAAACCUUAACACGGUGUCCAGAAUGGACCUUAAAUCAUUACAACAAAAUGUUGUUCCAGUUCAACAAAGAAGUACUUCUCUGCCAGCACUUCUACCAACAACUCCAAGCAAUGUUAUAAAAACUGAUCCAGCAGUUAGUGUAGUGGAUCCAAACGCAAUACCUCCAACAGAGCCCACCGCGAUAGACCCGAAUGCUGUGCUUCCGACUGAACCCACACCUCCACAAGAACCUAUUGUGGUGGAUCCAAAUGUAGCGCCUCCUACAGAACCCACGGCUCCUUCAGUAACUGACCCAAAUAUAAUUCUUGUGAGGGACCCUAGUGUUCAUGCGCAUAGUGAUGUCGUUACAGUGUCUGACACUCCUGUAAUAAAUAUGCAGGCUACUGAAUCUUUUUCAACAAUUUUACCUUCUACAACUACGGUUAUGCCUCCUGUGACAUCCCCUCCUAUAAUAGAUAGUGUUGGUAGCAGCGUGGGACAACCAAGUCUUUCCGGACAAAAACGGAAUUUAUUUCCAGGAGGAAUCGCUGUCCAUCCGGAAAUUUCUUCAUUCCGAACUUCAAAUCUGGCAAAUUUUCAACAACCAACACCUCCUCAACCUCAAUGGAACUUUAAUAUUCCUCGUCGUGGAGUAAGUCUGCAGGGGAUUAGACGAGGAGGUGUUUCCAGUAUUCCUGAAAUGAUCGGAGGGGAUCUUUCUAGUACCAACGCCAGAGUAAUUGCUCAACAAAAUAGGCCUUUACAUAAUUCAAAUUUUAAUUUGCAAUUUAAUCGCCGUCUUCAGGAUGUAGCGAUGAGAUCUAAUGUUAACAUACCACUUGGACGACCAGGAGGAGUUCCGGUCCCAAUGCUCUAGUGACGACACAGACUCUACAUUCGUGUUUGAAAUAAUACAAAGAAAAAGAAAUGACGCCUGGCAAACCACAAAUAAAACGUCUCUAAAUAAUUGCCAGUUACCCUAAAGCUACUCACCUGGGUGCACGCAAGCAGCACCUGUUCAAGUAUUCCAAAAUCCUUAACCAAUCUACCUGCCCAGGAGUGAAUAUAUAAUGGAAUAUGCGAACUCCUUCCUGUAAUGUGGGACCUUAAAAUUAUGAUACAUUUUACAACUUUCACUUUUCCAUGUGUUUCCAAGCAUUACAAUAAGGCUUCAUCAAGGCAUCCUUACUUGCGCCUUCAAUCAUCCAUUAAAGUUCUCUUUUCCGGUCCCACCAUGAACUACUCAUUUAUCCUGUCAUGUCUCGAUGGAUCGAGGCGCGGAAGAUUAAGAGUUGCAGAAGACAUUGUUAUAAAUGUAUAUGCAAUGUAUAUAGAAACUUCGAUAUCUUAUGUCUAUGAUAUCUCAUUUCUAAAAAAUGAAAGAAAGAGAGUACAAAUGAGAAAUACGCUGUGUGAGUAUGCAAAUAUUUCACUGUGUGAAUAUAGCAGUCAAUUAAAAUGGUUCAAGAUACUUAUACUCGUGUAAAUGUCCUUUCAUGAAAAUAAA
Molecule: messenger RNA, 4530 nt
Organism: Saccostrea cuccullata (small rock oyster)
Lineage: Eukaryota; Metazoa; Mollusca; Bivalvia; Ostreida; Ostreidae
Product: mucin-2-like
Exons: 8
Coding region: 58-3900 (1280 amino acids)
Source: RefSeq, a predicted model, not a curated record